This is a messenger RNA of Leptidea sinapis, 1251 nucleotides long. RefSeq lists its product as uncharacterized. Lineage: Eukaryota; Metazoa; Arthropoda; Insecta; Lepidoptera; Pieridae. The record is from RefSeq and is a predicted model, not a curated record. The transcript is spliced from 2 exons. Bases 122 to 1048 code for a protein of 308 amino acids.
ACAGUCGCUAAGGCCUCAGUUAUUGACAAUAAGCCGCCAGUACCGGUCGCAGUGCCGACGCAAAUGUAACCGGUCACUCGCGGGCAAUAGUUGCGUUCGUAAAUAACUAAUAGAUUCCGAAAUGUGUGCCUGUGUCAGGAUUCUUGUCCCGUUUCUAUUGAUUUCUGUCGUCUACGCUGUUCCUGUGGACCAUAUAAAUGAUAAGAUUGGUGAUUAUAAUGGCGAUCUCAAAGCAGACUCUUCAGAAAUCAUAUCUGAAGCGGUCGCAGCACCUCCCAAUCUUCAUGCCGCAGAAACGGACACAUCAUCAUCCCAAGCAGAUCAUUCCAUAGAAAUACUGGGGGAAUCCCAAACGUUCUUCCCAACAUUCGCGAAUUUGUUUGAACCAAGACAUCAGAAUAACUUUAGGUUUGAUUUUAAUAGCCAAGAAGCUGCAUACAGUCAAAGACCUAAUUCAUAUCGUUCCUUACUCAACUACCCAUUGUUUGGCGGUUAUAAGGCUCUAGAGCAUUUUACUAAACAAAGUACACCAGCUUCUGAGCCACUUGUUGAUGCCAGUGCUACUGGACUUGGAUCAGGAAACUUUGGUAUCAUAAAAGGAGGAACAUUCUUUGCUCAAAAUGAUGACGACACAGAUUUUAGAGACAGUCUUUACAACAAUGGUCACGGUAGACCAUCGCUUAACCUGGGAUACAUAGCAAAUCCUAGACCAAAUUAUAAUCAUGAUCAAUUCGCAAAUUUCAAAGAUUUCGCUGAUAUAAAUGCUCCAUCAAAUGCUUAUUCACACUUCGUUGUAGUAUAUGCCAAUAAAAACGCCACAAUGGAUGAGAUCAGCGAAGAAACCAGAAAUGUGAUUUACAAACCAAAAAAUAUAUUUGAAACAUUAGAACAGAUUGAAACAACAGUCCCGCCAAAAAUAUCGAAGAGUAAAGCAAAGCUAAGGGCGACAAAGGAGAAAAUGUUGAACAAAAAGGCCCAAUUUAAGAAUCUUGCGAAAUUCUCAAGUCCGAAACACGAACUCGAAGAACCAUUAUUAGCAUUAAGUUAAGGAUUUGUUUAUUAAAAGACUUGUUAUGUUUUAAGCCUAGUGAUAGAUACAAUUAAUAGAACAAAUACUUUUAUCAACCCCAAAGUUGUGAUAUGACGCUCACUGCCUGACUAAAUUAAUGUAAAAAGUGUAUAAAAGAGUGCUUGCUAUGAAGUUUGUGAAGAGAGCCUGUGGAUCAUAAUAAUAUAUAAAUUUAAGUUGAA